This is a messenger RNA of Colossoma macropomum (tambaqui), 2876 nucleotides long. RefSeq names its product RAN binding protein 1 (gene ranbp1). Gene Ontology annotation, biological process: positive regulation of mitotic centrosome separation; nucleocytoplasmic transport. The record is from RefSeq and is a predicted model, not a curated record. NCBI's taxonomy places the organism in Eukaryota, Metazoa, Chordata, Actinopteri, Characiformes, Serrasalmidae. The coding region runs from base 109 to 714 and encodes 201 amino acids. Gene Ontology annotation, molecular function: GTPase activator activity. Gene Ontology annotation, cellular component: nuclear pore; centrosome; cytoplasm. The transcript is spliced from 6 exons.
ACGCCGGUCCGGUGAGCGCGCGCGAAAGCGGGAGCGUCCUCUUCUUUCUGGCGGUGAGGGUGAAAAACGUCCAGUAAAACUCCACAAUCCGCAAACAUCCACCGAACCAUGGCGGACCCGAAGGAUGCACAAGAUGAUCACGAGACGUCCACAGAUAACGUAGACGACUCAAACCACGACCCCCACUUUGAGCCCAUCGUGUCGCUGCCUGAGCGCGAGGUCAAAACUCUGGAGGAAGAUGAAGAGGAGCUGUUCAAAAUGCGGGCGAAGCUGUACCGGUUUGCGAGCGAGAACGACCCGCCGGAGUGGAAGGAGCGCGGCACGGGCGACGUCAAACUGCUGCGGCACAAAGAGAAAGGCUCCAUCCGGCUCCUAAUGAGGAGAGACCGCACACUAAAGAUCUGUGCCAACCACCACAUCAUGCCGCUGAUGGAGCUGAAGCCGAACGCGGGCAGUGAUAGAGCCUGGGUGUGGAACACACACGCUGACUUCGCAGACGAGGAACCCAAACCGGAGCUGCUGGCCAUCCGCUUCCUCAACGCCGAGAAUGCACAGAAGUUCAAGGCGAAGUUUGACGAAUGCAAAGAGGAAGUGCGGAAAUUUCUGGAAGGCAGCGCCGACAGCGCAAACAAAGUGGCGGAGAAACUGGAGGAGCUUUCCGUAAAGGACGAGAAGACGAAGAGCUCCGAGGAGGAGAAAAAAGAGGAGAAAUGAGCCCAGCGAUGGCGCUUCUCUCUCUCUCUAUCUCUCUCUUUGACCUGCAACACUUCUCCCUUUUCUACAAUAGACUCUAUAAAAUUUGGACACUUUUUUUUUUUGGUUUGUUUUUUGUUACUUAUUUUUAUUUGUUUUCCUCCCGACAUCACAAGACCUUGAUGCCUCUUUAAAGUGUCCGUUUCUCAAUCAUCGAAAUGUUGCGUGGUUGUUCCCCCUUCCACACCGACGCACCUCUCUUCCCGCUCCUCUGUGGGUUCUCCUGUCUGUUCUGGCCACUUUCUGAAACCCCACGUAUCACCAUGACCGUGCUGUAAGACGAGGCUUGUGCUAUUGAUCGAUUCCCACAUUGGGGAACUUUUUGUUUUUUCCAUUUUUUUUGUUUUGUACUCUAAGGUAGCAGCGUGAAAUCCAGCGUGUGGGUGAACACUGUUAAUGGGAUGAGGAAGCAGAAUGAGUGAGUGGGGCGUGAGCGGGUUUUGUAGCGAAUCUUUGACUAAGCGGUGGGGAUGGUGUCAGAUUUUUGGGUUUAGAGCCUUUUUUAACGUGACCUCUGUCGGCCGCGUCCACAGCACUUGGUCACGGUGAGUUUCCCUGCACUUAGUAAACGAACAGAAAACCCACAGACUCUAAACACACUUCUAAUAGAGGACAGUAAGCAGUUGCUGCACAUUGCCUUCUGUUAUAAGCGUGUUUUAGCAGGUUUUCUGUCAGUCGUCUGUGGAUCGUGGCCGACAGGCGGUGGGUUAAAAAAGGUUUUAGGACUAGUUUUGAGUGGAGUGAAAGAUCUUGGAGGGGUGAAAGUGCAUCUGCUCGUCGACCAGCCAUUGAAGAAACUCAUAAAAUAAAUAAAUGAAACUAAACCGAGGCCUGGCUGCUUGUCUGCUUCAAAAGAAAUCAAGAAAAUAAAGAUACAGUUCACUCGAGGUUCUUCUCUGAGAGUCUUGUGCUCAAUUCCACAAAUACUAAAGGAAGCGUUCAGCUUUCUGGGCCUGAAAGUCAGGCUGUGCUUCGCGGUUGUAUCAGAAAUCCAGUCGAUAAUAAAACUCUGGUCAUUCCACUGGACAGUUGGACAGGGUUUCUUUUUUUCUUUUUCUUUUUAAAUUUUGAGGUGCAAAAGUGUUGAAGCCCUUUCCUGCCAGGUAGAGGAGAAAAAAUUAGGAACCGCCCACUUCUCUUUCUGGCAGCAUGCCAAAAUAAGUAGUGUUUCAAAGUGUUGACUUAUUUUCUCUAAAUAUUCACUUAGAAUCUUUAAUAAUUACUCUUCUUAAAAUUUUGAAUUACUAUCAAAAUAAUGACUGAUUUUUCUCAAAAUAUUCGCUUUGGAUCUUAAAGUAAGUUUUGAUUCUCUUUAAAACAAAAAAAGAUGUAAAAUUUAAAUUAUUACUUUGCCAAAAUAGUGAAUUUCCGAUUGACUGUGCCAAAAUUGAGUUAUUAGAUUUCAAGAAGGUGCUGAAUGAUUUUGGGAGUCUAAGUCAGUAUUUUGACAUAGUAAGUUGAUUAUUUUGAGAAAAGUAAUUAUUUUUUCACAAGUCCAAAUUUGGAGAAGUCAUUAUUUUAAAAUUUUCACUUUGAAUUUUGAGGAAAUGUCUUUAUUUUGACCUUGUAAGUCAAAAUACAUACAUACAUACAUCAUCUAAACCGCUUAUCCUUCUGGGUCGCGGUGGGGUGCUGGAACCUAUCCCAAAAUAAAUCAAAAUAAAUUAAGAAAAAUAAAGAUCUUCUUCUACAGCUGCCAGAAACAGAACGUUUUGUUCCUCCACUCUCUUCUCCUGCACAUGGUGCCAAAGGGCUUCCAUGCAGAAGGGAUUUUGCGCUGAAGUUUGAGGGGUGGUGAUUACAGGAAGUGGGCUCAGGAGGGUACGCUUAUUAUUAUUGUUUUUUUUUUCUUUUUAACUGAGUUGUUGCUCAACGUUUCUAACAUUGGGAAUAUGAACGUUUGUCUUUUUAUUUUGAAUAAAUCUUCUGGGUGAAUAGUUUGUCCUCUUGCAUUCCCGGCUCUUCUGGGCUCUUUUGGUAUGAAAAUCAGGCACGUUGUCUUAACGUCGGCUUUCUGAUGACUGACUUGAAGAAAUCUCAUAUUUUAUAGUGAUGAUGUUUGGCACGCUGUGUUUGAGGGUUGUGAAGAAACCAAAAUUAAAAACCAAUGAUUUAUCCUUCAA